Schizosaccharomyces octosporus yFS286 is the source of this 1712-nucleotide messenger RNA. RefSeq names its product myosin II regulatory light chain Rlc1. The transcript has a single exon. Bases 321 to 869 code for a protein of 182 amino acids. The record is from RefSeq and is a predicted model, not a curated record. Gene Ontology annotation, biological process: mitotic cytokinesis; actomyosin structure organization. Gene Ontology annotation, cellular component: cytoplasm; myosin II complex. Gene Ontology annotation, molecular function: myosin heavy chain binding; calcium ion binding; cytoskeletal motor regulator activity. Lineage: Eukaryota; Fungi; Ascomycota; Schizosaccharomycetes; Schizosaccharomycetales; Schizosaccharomycetaceae.
GGGAAUUUCAAAUCUCUGUUUAUAUGCUUGUCGAGACUUAACAUUAGAGGAGGGUUCUUCAGCAAGAGGAAAACUUCACCCGUUCCUUUUCGUCUAUUGUUUGAAAGGUUUAAACAUUCAUUUUCAUCCUUUUAUUACCAUUCUUUUAUUCUCUUUUUAUUUAUAUUUUUGUUUUUUUUUCAACGCUUUCUACUCAGAGAUCUUGCUUUUCAUACAUUUAGAAAAUCUUGAUCUGAGCUUCCUAUUGAGUUUUAUUGAGAUUUAAUAAAUUCUUUUUUGGAUAGUCUAUUCAUAUUUAUUGCGAAAACACGAAUCGAACCAUGGCUGCCGAAAAAUUUAACACUUUUGGGGAAAAAAGAAUCCCUCUAUCUUCUAAUACUUCUGAAAAAGUAGCGGCCCAAGCUGCUAUUAGGGCUUCUUCUGGUGCUUUUGCUCAACUCACCUCUUCUCAAAUUCAAGAGCUCAAGGAAGCUUUUGCCUUACUUGACAAGGAUGGUGAUGGAAAUAUCGGCGAGGAUGAUUUGAAAACCAUGCUUUCGUCGUUAAACCAAGAUUCUUCUAGUCAGAUUAUUGAGCAAAUGUUUGAUUCUAUCCAUCCCCCUAUAAAUUUAGCUUCUUUCCUCACGUUCAUGGGUUCAAUGUUAUGCCGUAUCUCUCCUAGAAUGGAUCUCUUAGAAGCUUUUGCAACCUUUGACGAUACUCAAUCGGGAAAAAUUCCAAUUGGUUUGUUAAAGGAAGCUUUGUCUACGAUGGGAGAUCGGAUUGAUGUUAAAGAUGUUGAGUCUAUUCUCCGUUCUCACACUAGCCAUGGAAUGUUUUAUUAUGAAAAGUUUGUAGAUGCUGUGGCUGGAUCUAAAGACAGUACCUAAGGUUUUUUUUCUCGCCUUUCUUUCUUUAUGAGUUCAUUCUUCCUUACCUGCUUUGGUAUAAAUGCUAUUUACUAACACGACUCUUUUAACUCGUCAUUUAAUUACAUCUCUCCUAUUUUUUAUGCCUCAAAUCGUAAUUUUAUUCUUAUACAAAUUUACCCAGGCUACCGUAUGUCUCAUUCAAUCUUUUGUCUGCUUCUAUAGCUCCAUGCUCAUAACAAAAAGCAAGUACUGAUUUGGUUUAUUUCUUUUUAUUUUGAUAUUUCAAAAUGUAAGAUUUGCUUUUUCCAGUAUCAUUUCAAAGAUAGAAGAAGUUGGCUUUCUAUACUGACAUAUAUCCGUUAUAGAUUAUGUCCAAUUCAUUCGCUUAUGUCUCGUCGUCGAUGUUCCUGUAUCUAACUGUUUACCUCCAAUUAUCUUUGUAUAUACUCUUCAUGGUCUAGUUUCCAUCCGUAAAUAUCCACCUUCCAAUUAUUUAUAAACUCAACUGCACAUAAGUUUCUGUAUGAUGAAACUGACAGGAUGCCACACAAAAUCGUAAUGAUCAAAAUUUCCUAUAUAAAUUCAUAACAUGUCCGCCUUUGUUUCAGGAAGACCUUUGACGUACAACACCUAUCAAUGUUUAGAGUCUACAUCUUUCAGCAUAUAUAUAUGAGCCGACCAUAAUUUGACAGCAAUAUGCAUCCCUUCACACAUCUCAAGACCUUGUUGAUUUAAUUCUUUGAAUAAUCCUUCUUACUAUUGUAAACGCACAGUACUUCGAUGCUGCUCUAUCUUACCUCUCCUACUAGAUUCCUCACUACCUACUACUACCCACAAAUAAUGAUACAAACAAUCAAAUAC